CCACAGAUGCGCCAUAACCCUUUAGGAUCGGCUGUUUUUGUUGUGUUUUUAUUGGUGUUCUAUGUUAGAUAGAUUAUUGAAUUAUAAAAAUAUAUAAUUGUUGAUAAAAUAGGACGUAAAUUUUAUUGGUAGGAUCAAAAAAAUGAUCUUAACUUAAAAAUGUAUUCAUUAGUUAGGAUAAUCAAAGUUCAUUUGGUAGCAAUAGCAUUUAUUAAUUUAUUUGUAUUGGGAUGUUGUGAGUUGGAAGAAAUUUCGUAUUGCUCCGAACCUCAGUCAAGUGCACUUCUCGUGAGUACCUUGGAUGGGAGUUUCACAAAAUUAACGGACCGAGGGGAUUUGAAAUGGACCAUUAAAACAGGACCUGAUGCCUUGCUCAAUUCAAAUAUACAUAACUUAGAAUUAACGAAUAAUGGCCGAUGGGUGAGAUUCAUUCCGUCACUCAAUGGAAUGCUUUAUAAAUUUGAUGGCACUACUGUAGAUCCUAUUUCAGUCACAGCAGAGACUCUUAUAAAAUCAUCUGAAAGGUAUACCCAGGAUAUUGUGGCAGCAGGAUCUAUAGAAGUAAAAACAUAUGGAAUUGGAUUUAGAUCUGGUAAUAUAUUUUAUGAAUGUUCUUCUAUUAAAUGUGUAAAUAUCACUAAAAAUGCUGAAGCUGAAGAUGAUGUACUCGUAUUAAAAAGGACAUCUCAAACUGUAAGGGCUGUUGAAAUUCGAAGUGGUAUUGAAAAGUGGAACUUCAGUGUAGGUGAUGUUGAUGUGUAUUUACCCAGAAUAAGUUGUAUUGAUGUUAAUGCAAAAAAAAUUAAAUGGAACAUAACAACAACUUUACCAGACGGUUUAUUAGAGGUAAAUCAUACUCUGAACAAUGAACGUAUUCAUUGGCAACAUCGAUUCUCAUCUCCUAUUGUGAAAAUAUGGAAAUGGAGUGGUAAACACUUGGAAGAAUUUGACACAUUCAAGCCCAACACCCCAUCUUUCUACUCCUCAUUAAACCCUGCACUGUAUAUAGGCAUGCAUAACAAACAACUUUAUAUUCAAGAAUCUAAAAACAAAAUGCUUAAAUUGUUGGAUACAAAGGAUCAACCAGAUACUGAACUUGUAGAAAGUAGAAGCUUAUCAAAAAUUCCAUGGAAACCUGUUCCUGCUUCAUCUUUAACUGAAAGAGAUGAAGCAGUAACUACUUCUGUAUUAUAUAGUUCGCUGUAUGUAAAUGGCAAUGGUUUUUUCUUGUAUACAGAAGCUGAUAUAAUUAAGAAAAAUACAGAAGUCUGUCCAAAAAAAAACGUAACAAUUGUAAAUGUAACAAUUGAAAAUGUUGUAAAUGAAGUGAAUGAAAAAGUCGAAACUGUUGAAUAUAUUAAACUCCCUAUGUGGGUAUGGUGGAAAGAAAUUGCUAUAAUUUCCAUAUCGACAACAUUUUUUUUCCAUUAUGCUAGAAAAAUGACUCUAAAUUACCUACGAAAAAAAGGUUUUUCUAAAAGUUCCUCUCUAGAGUGUCCUAAUACUGAAGAGACUUCAAGAGAAAGGUCAAUAUCUGAGUGCUCGGCCAGUUUUCCAUUCAAUUCCAGAUAUUUGAAUGAUUUUGAUACUCUUCAAUGUUUGGGAAAAGGGGGAUUUGGUGUUGUAUUUCAAGUGAGACAGAAGUUGGAGGAAUGGCAAUAUGCUGUGAAAAGGAUUAGAUUACCAAAUGAAAUGUCAAGGCGUGACAGAGUUUUAAGGGAAGUGAAAGCUUUGGCUAAGAUGGAACAUCAACAUAUUGUGAGAUAUUUUGCUGCAUGGGUCGAACAUCCACCAAUUGGCUGGACAGAAUCAUUCGACAGCAAUUUUAUGAGCGAUAAUGAAAUGACUUCUACAUACAGAAGAACUCAAUCUGUCUCCAUAAUGAUAGAUAAGGUUGAAGAAGAAGAGGAAGCCCCUGUAUCUGUUGAUAAUUCAUCAUAUCCUGCAUCUGUUGAUGAUUUAUCAGUUUCUAAACCUGCUGGAAAUUCCUUAGAUCCUAUAUGUGCUGAUUCAUCAGAUGACUUCAUUGUUUUUGAGAAUUCAAAUAAACAAGAUUCUAAAGAACUGUCAGCAACUACGCUCCCUUCAAUAAAUUCUAGAGAACUGUCAGCUACUACGCUUCCUUCAAUCAAUUCUAAAGAACUGUUCCUUCCUUCAAUUAAUUCUGAAUCUCAAACAACUCAUUCCAAGAGAAAAAGGAUGUGGAAACGUCUAUGUAAAAAAAGUUUUUCGUUGGAUAUAAAGCCUAAACCCAAUUUGGAUCCACCGAUCUUCCUGUAUAUUCAAAUGCAAUUGUGUCAAAAAGAGAGUCUAAAGGAUUGGCUGUUCAAAAACGAAACAAGAGAUAAAGUUGUAGUAUAUGAUUUUUUCAGUCAGAUAUUAUCAGCUGUUGAAUAUGUUCAUUUAAAAGGAUGUAUUCAUAGAGAUCUGAAGCCUGGAAACAUAUUUUUCUCAAUGAAUGGCCAAAUUAAAGUAGGUGAUUUUGGACUAGUUAAAGAUAUGGAAGAUAGUUUAGAAUUGCAGGCUUGCAAUUACAAUUCUGGCUAUGGAACUCUGUCUAGGGAUGUUGGUACGAGAUUAUAUAUGAGUCCAGAACAGCUGAAUAACAAAGUGUAUGACUAUAAGGUGGACAUUUAUUCCCUAGGAUUGAUAUUUUUUGAAUUACUGACUCCAUUCAAAACUGGUAUGGAACGGUUUAAAUGUUUAACUGCACUUAGGAGCAGGAUAUAUCCAAAAGAUUUUGCAGAGGACUUUCCAUUUGAGCAUGAUCUCUUGGAAUCCAUGCUGUGUGAUGAUCCUAAGGAGCGGCUUACAACUAUUGGAAUAAGGGCAAAACCACCUUUUAGGGAUAUCAAUGCCAGUUAUGAUGAAAAAUAUUUUUAUGAAUUGCCCAAACCUGAAUAGGAGGGAUUUGUUUAAAAUUUUUCUCACCUUAUUUAUUUUGUAUUAUAAAAGUUCUGUUUCUUUUGAAGAAUUGAAUUGUACAAAACGAAACUUACUGUUUCACUUAUUUAUAAAAACAUUUCUUUCCAUUCCUUGAAACAUUUGUGACUGAUUUUUUUUUUCUUUAGUUUUUGCAUUAUGAAUGCAUUAUUACUUUGAAUAUGAUAGGAAUGGGAGGUACAGACGCAUUCCUGUUGAAAAUAUGUUAAAAUAAAAUUGAAUGUUUGUAAAUGAA
Messenger RNA from Harmonia axyridis, 3178 nucleotides. Its product is annotated as eukaryotic translation initiation factor 2-alpha kinase-like. The record is from RefSeq and is a predicted model, not a curated record. Gene Ontology annotation, molecular function: protein kinase activity; ATP binding. Gene Ontology annotation, biological process: protein phosphorylation. The coding region runs from base 160 to 2904 and encodes 914 amino acids. Lineage: Eukaryota; Metazoa; Arthropoda; Insecta; Coleoptera; Coccinellidae. The transcript has 13 exons.